UAUGGGUUGAUAACAACAUAAUUGCGAUAAUAAGUGCGAGGCGGGUCAAAGAGAUGACUUGUUCAACUUGUAUUGAGAAUAUUUACAUAAGAUCAACGAAGUGCGUGUGAUCGGUCGUGGACCUUUAUUAUAAAUUCGAUCAGAAUUAAACAGUUAUAAAUGCCUGAAAACCAAAAACACGAUGUCGGAUCAUAUACGCAAAGCAAACAAAAUAUAGACGAAGAUGAUUUAGAAAGUGAUUUAAAGAAAUCUGUGGAUCUUGACAAAGUGUUGAGUGAGGAGCUGGGGCAGUUUGGCUGGUUCCAAUUGCGAAACAUUCUGCUGGUGGCUGUUCCUAUCGUGAUGGCUACUUUCAUAAACGAGUAUGUCUUCUCUGCAGCUGACACACCACACAGGUGUCGGAUUCCAGAAUGUGGUGAAGCUGGCAAGUUAAAUAAAUAUGAUCCUGAAUGGAUUUCAAACGCAGUCCCAAUGACCGAGAGGGGUUUUGACAGUUGUCAUAGAUUCGCACCAAUAGUUAUUGAAAGUAACGGAACUUUGAGUUAUUGUCCUAAUACACUAUUCAAUAAUAACUCAACAGUUGCUUGUGAGGGAUUUGUGUAUGCUAAAAAUAACACAGUUGUGUACGAAUUUGAUCUCGGAUGCCAAGAUUGGUUGCGAGCUCUGGCAGGCACUUUAAACAGUAUAGGCACUUUAUUGGUAUUACCUAUAACUGGUUACAUUUCUGAUCGUUUCGGCAGAAGAAUAGCUCUCAUCAUCAGCGUCCUCAACCUGGGCGUCUUUGGUCUCAUCCGCGCAUUCUCCGUCAAUUACACAAUGUACUUGAUACUUCAACUCCUGCAGACAACACUCGGUGCUGGGGCUUAUAGCACAGCAUAUAUUUUUGCCACAGAGCUAGUCGGGCCGAAGUAUCGGGUUGUAACAAGUGCGACGAUAUCAUCAUUAUUUGGACUCGGUCAAGUGUUUCUUGGUAGCGUAGCAUGGCUGGUAUCACCCUGGCGUUCAAUGCUAAUUGUCCUGAAUACUCCUUGUUUUCUUAUAAUAUCAUACUACUGGAUACUCUCUGAAAGCCUACGAUGGCUUCUUUCGAAGAAUAAGUAUUCAGAAGCGAAAAAAGUAUUACAGACAGUUGCAAAAGUUAAUAACACAUGUAUCAGCGAAAAGUCCUUGAACGCUCUAUUAAAUUCUUCGGAUUCUUCUGUUACGACAACUAAACAUGAAGGCCCUGGCAUAUUAGUACGUACAAUAUUAAAAUCUCCUGUUUUGCUUAGAAGAGUAUGCACAACUCCUAUUUGGUGGAUCACUGCCAUCUUCGUUUACUACGGCCUGUCUAUCAACUCUACUGGUCUCUCCGACACUAUGCAUUUGAACUAUAUUUUGACAUGCGGCAUUGAAAUUCCUGGUUUUUACUCAGCAGUUUUACUUUUAGAUAGAAUUGGAAGAAAGGCAACAAUUUCGUCGUGUUAUUUUAUCUGUGCUUUUUGCAACAUCGCCUUUGUGUUCAUUCCUAGUGAGUUGACCGUCCUGCGGUUGAUAAUAUACUUGUUGGGAAAGUUCAGCGUUUCGACUGCGAUGACGUCUCUGUACUUGUUCACGUCAGAGCUGUACCCGACGGAGUACAGGCACACGUUAUUAGCUUUCUCGUCUAUGGUCGGACGGAUAGGUUCUAUAACAGCACCGCUCACACCAGUGCUUAAGGAGUACUGGCAUGGGAUUCCAUCAUUCAUGUUCGCUGGCAUGGCCAUACUUUCUGCACUGUUGGUGUUCACACAACCAGAGACUCUGGGCAUGAAGCUGCCUGACACGUUGGCUGAAGCUGAAGCUAUUGGGAAACAAGACAAAACAUCAACUGACGCAGAGAUAGUGAAAAAUUAGAGAAUUAAAAAUCAACUUAUAGAUAGAUUCUACAGUAUUAUUGUUGUCUAAUGCAAAUUUAUGAUAAAAUUAGCAUUUUAAGAGUUAAUAAAAAGAAAAUGCGGU
Molecule: messenger RNA, 1980 nt
Organism: Bicyclus anynana (squinting bush brown)
Lineage: Eukaryota; Metazoa; Arthropoda; Insecta; Lepidoptera; Nymphalidae
Product: organic cation transporter protein-like
Exons: 7
Coding region: 160-1875 (571 amino acids)
Biological process (GO): transmembrane transport
Cellular component (GO): membrane
Molecular function (GO): transmembrane transporter activity
Source: RefSeq, a predicted model, not a curated record